Molecule: messenger RNA, 492 nt
Organism: Candida tropicalis MYA-3404
Lineage: Eukaryota; Fungi; Ascomycota; Pichiomycetes; Serinales; Debaryomycetaceae
Exons: 1
Coding region: 1-492 (163 amino acids)
Biological process (GO): post-translational protein targeting to endoplasmic reticulum membrane
Cellular component (GO): TRC complex
Source: RefSeq, a predicted model, not a curated record
AUGGUUCACGAAAUUUAUUCCUAUUCAUUAGAUCAAUUAGACAAUUUAGAAAAGAAUCUUGAAUUUCAAACUUUCAAUUCCGAAACCGCUUGGAAUUUAGGGAGCUGUGCCCGUAAAUUAGCCAACGAAAAAUAUCCUGGAAAAUCCAUCUUGAUAAAUAUUACAUUAUCAGAUGGUCAUGUAUUAUUUCAAACUGCGGUUGGUAAAGGUACUACAAUAGAUAAUGAUAAAUGGGUACAACGUAAAAUUAAUACUGUUUUAAGAUUUGGUAAAUCCAGUUUUUAUAUUGGUCAAAAAUUAAGAAUUAAAGAAAAAUCUAUUGAAGAUGCUAAUUUUGUAAGUUCAUUUGAUUAUGCAAGUCAUGGUGGUAGUGUUCCUUUGAAAUUAGUUAAUUUUGAUUCCAUUAUUGGUGCUUUGACAAUCAGUGGUUUGGCUCAAGAAGAGGAUCAUUUAUUUGCAAUUGAAAUAUUGGAAACUUUUCUUCAUAUGUAG